AAAUAACUAUAUUCAGUGGUGAGAAGAAUUUAUUUGCUUCAGCAGAUGAUCAAGACAAAAAUAAAAGUGAUGAUGAGGAGAGGAGUAGUGGUAGGAAAAUUGAUAUAGUGUGGAUGACAAAAUUUCUAAAAAUUGAAUUUGCAAUAUCAGAAGUUUCUGGUCCUCCAAACACCAGACAACACACUCAUUAUGUUGAAGACAAAGUUAAAAUUGCAAAAAUGCUCAAGGUUAUGAUAAAUAAAAUUGUUAGAACUCAUGGUGGAACCAUUGCUAAUCUAAAUCUAAUAAAACUUUAUGCUUUACAUGUAUACAAAAUAGAGAAAGUCAUUAUUCCAUCAUCUAAACAAAAUAUUUCUAAAUUAAGAGAAUGCAUACCUAUCCUUUUACAUUUUAAGACAUUGUUAGUGGAGAGUCAAUCUAAUAUAAACAAAUAUAUUUAUGAGUCUGGCUUGGCAUCACCAAACAAAGAUGAAAGGGCAACUCUGUUCAUUACCGAAAUGUUAUAUUCUCCAAGAAAUAGAAAAA
Messenger RNA from Entrophospora candida, 525 nucleotides. Lineage: Eukaryota; Fungi; Glomeromycota; Glomeromycetes; Entrophosporales; Entrophosporaceae. The record is from the annotation of a GenBank genome assembly.